Messenger RNA from Macrosteles quadrilineatus (aster leafhopper), 2520 nucleotides. RefSeq lists its product as uncharacterized. The record is from RefSeq and is a predicted model, not a curated record. The coding region runs from base 1 to 2520 and encodes 839 amino acids. Gene Ontology annotation, molecular function: nucleic acid binding; nucleotide binding. NCBI's taxonomy places the organism in Eukaryota, Metazoa, Arthropoda, Insecta, Hemiptera, Cicadellidae. The transcript has a single exon.
AUGAUUACUACGGAGAGUGGGGAUUUUCCUCCACGGGUUUAUUUCCGCAAUCAUUAUAAAAAGAUGAGAGUCCCCUUUGUAUGCUAUGCCGAUUUUGAAAGUAUUUUAGCGCCCAUAGCGUCAUGUGAUCCCGAGUUGUCGGAUGAUAAGUCGUAUACCAAAAAAUAUCAAUCUCACGAAGCCAUCAGUUUCUCAUUGUAUGUUGUAUAUAGUGAGGGUGAUUAUAAGGACCCAAUUGAUUAUUUUGGUCCAGAUGCCGCAAAGAUGUUUGUUGAAAGCAUUGAGAAUGUAUCUAAAGAAGUAGCCACAUUAUACAGUAGAGAUGCUGCCAAACCCAUGCGUUUAACAGAUGAUGAUCGUCUAGCUAUAGCUGGUGCUAGUAGCUGUCAUAUUUGUUGUAGGCGCUUUAACAAAAAAGAUGAGAGAGCUCUCGACCACGACCAUCUCUCCGGGAGGUUUCGAGGUGUGGCACAUAAAGUUUGUAAUCUGAAUUUCCGCAAACCCAACUUCAUACCAAUCUUUGUUCACAACUUGAUUAAUUACGACACCCACCUGUUUAUAAAGAUGUUCGGCAUAAACAAUGAUGACAUUCGUGUUGUGCCUAAUAAUGAAGAAAAAUACAUAUCUUAUGAGGUGGUUGUUCCCGGUGGUGUAAAUUUACGAUUUUUAGAUUCGUUCAGAUUCAUGCCUUCUAGCCUUGAUAGUUUGGUUAACAACCUAAACAGUGAUCAGUUUCGACACACUUCAAAAUAUUUCAGUGGGGAUAAACUAGAACUGGUGUGCAAAAAAGGAGUGUAUCCAUACGAUUAUAUGGACUGUAUUGAAAAGUUUGAUGAGGCCGCUUUACCCCCGAAAGAGUCAUUUUACAACAGAUUAAAUAAAUCCAACAUAGAGGACAGCGACUACGAGCACGCCUGCAAAGUGUGGGAGAGUUUCCAGAUUAAAAACCUAAAAGAAUACACCGCGCUGUAUAACAGAACAGACACGCUGCUCCUUGCGGACGUCAUUGAGAACUUUCGUGAAGUUUGUAUGAAUACCUACAAACUCGAUCCGGCUUGGUAUUAUACCUCUCCGGGCUUAGCGUGGGACGCCAUGUUGAAAAUCACAGGAGUAAGUCUGGAUCAGUUAACAGACUAUGAGAUGGUGCUAAUGAUCACCAAAGGAAUUCGAGGAGGGGUCUCGCAGUGUUGUCACCGAUAUGCUAAGGCCAACAACCCAUAUAUGCAUGAUUACGAUCCGGAGAAACCCAACUCCUAUCUUUUAUACCUGGACCAGAACAAUAUGUAUGGUUUUGCUAUGGUGUCGUCGCUAUGUUAUGGGAAUAUACGGUGGUUAGAGAACACAGAUAAUUUCGAUGUACAUGGGGUAUCAGACACGUCCUCAACCGGUUAUAUACUAGAGGUUGAUUUGGAGUAUCCUAAAGAGCUGCAUGACGCGCACAGAGAUCUCCCACUAGCACCAGAGCUACGAUCGCCUCCGGGUUCGAAAACUAAAAAGCUACUCACCACCUUGUAUGAAAAAGAAAAAUACGUACUACACUAUCGCAACUUGAAAUUGUACCUCUCGUUGGGGAUGAGGCUGAAAAAAAUCCAUAGAGUUAUAAUGUUUGACCAAGGACCGUGGUUGAAGUCGUAUAUAGAUCUAAACACAGAUAUGAGAACCAAGGCGGCCAACGAUUUUGAAAAGGAUUUCUUUAAACUCAUGAACAACUCGGUGUUUGGAAAAACUAUGGAGAACAUCCGGAACCGCGUGGACAUCCGACUCGCCACACAAGACAGACAGGUAGAGAAGUGGGUUGCCCGGCCCAAUUUCAAGAGCAGCACCAUUUUCACAGAAAACCUGGCCGCUAUUCAUAUGAGCAAAACCACCUGUUAUUUCAACAAGCCCAUUUAUGUCGGAAUGAGUGUUUUGGAUAUAUCGAAGACGUGCCUCUACGACUUCCAUUAUAAUGUUUUGAAGAGGAAAUACGGCGACAGGGUUAGAGUUGAGUAUACAGACACUGAUUCUCUUAAUGUGGUCAUAGAGACCAAUGAUGUUUAUGAAGAUGUGAAAAGCAUGAUUGAGCAUUUCGAUACCAGCGACUACAAAGAAAAUAACCCCUACGACAUGCCCCGCGUAAACAAGAAGGUCUUGGGCAAGUGGAAAGACGAGCUCGCCGGUGUGGUGAUGAGGAAGUUUGUGGGUCUGAGGUCGAAGAUGUACGCAUACGAGGACGAAAAGAAAAAAAGCGGAAAGAAGGCCAAAGGUGUGAAGAAAUCCGUAGUAAAACACGAGCUGACGUUCGACGAUUAUAAGACUUGCCUGUUUGACAGUGUGGAUAUUUAUAAAACAAUGAACUCCAUAAGAAGCGAGGGCCACAACCUCUACUCGAUAGAGCUGCACAAAAAGUCUCUAUCUGCCCACGAUGAUAAACGCUUCAUUCUAGAAAACGGCAUUGACACUCUUCCGUGGGGGCAUUUCAAAGUGCCGAUUGAACUAGUCGCAGAGCUGGAAAUUCAAGCGGCUGGAAAUAUAGAUUAA